Mucor velutinosus is the source of this 1578-nucleotide messenger RNA. RefSeq lists its product as uncharacterized. The record is from RefSeq and is a predicted model, not a curated record. The transcript has 8 exons. Bases 1 to 1578 code for a protein of 525 amino acids. Gene Ontology annotation, molecular function: heme binding; oxidoreductase activity, acting on paired donors, with incorporation or reduction of molecular oxygen; monooxygenase activity. Lineage: Eukaryota; Fungi; Mucoromycota; Mucoromycetes; Mucorales; Mucoraceae.
AUGAUGUCUGAUACAGCUAUUCAAAAGUACCGCCAAGUUCUACAAAAGUUGCUUGCCUUUCUUCAAAACCGCAAGAAUAGAUAUGCUUGCAUUGGUGCGGCCAUUGUCUGUAUUCUUUCACGGCACAUUUACAGAUCCAUUGCAUUACCGCCAGAACAUUUGCGUUCAUUUCCUCAGGUAUCCACUUUUCAAGUUCUCAAUUCUUUCAGAAACUUUGAGUCUGUGCCCAGUCGUAUCAAACGAUUGAUCAAUCCCAUCACAGAUGUCGGUUAUAGCUUUUACAUGGCACGGUCUCCUCUUGCUUGGAAUCUGUUUGUAGCAGAUCCAAAGGCUGCCAAGAUUGUUCUAAUGAAAACAGAUAACUUUCCGAAAACGCAUCAAUUCUUCAGUAAUUCCGGGGAUGACACACCAUUAGCGAUGCUUUUAGGCAAGGAGAAUGUUGCUGUUUCUAAUGGAGAUGUUUGGAGGAAACAGAGAAGAAUCAUGAACCCAGCAUUUCAUCGUUCUCGACCCAUCAAGACAUUUGGUAGUGUCAUGCCGUUUUUAUUCAGAGCUAUUGAUGAAAAUCCGGAUAAGGUGAUGAUUUCCAAGCAGAUCAAGGGAUUCACCUUGGAUGCUCUCGGGCUGAGCGUGUUUGGUUUUGACUUUCAGUCAUUGCGAGGGGACCCUCAAAACUGGGCAGAUACCUACCACACUGUCAUGUCCAACAUCUUCAACCCAUUAUCAAGCCUGCUCAUCCGAUUCAGCUUUAUAUGGAGACUUAUUUCAACCAAAUUUGUACAGAUUGAAAAAGCGACAGAGAGACUAUUGUCCAUGAUGGAAAAUUUAGCGGAUGAGAAGCGUCGACAAAUCCUCAAUGGAGAGAUGGAGGAUUUGGCUGAUCAGGAAAAGGACUUACUCACCAUGAUGAUUGAAGCUGAUAUCGAGGAGGGCACCAAGACCACGACGACACAGUUAAGGCAAAAUAUAGCCUUUUUUCUCUUUGCUGGCCAUGAUACUACUGCAAAUGCAAUCUCUCUGUGUAUUUACAAUUUAGCAAAGAACCUAGAGGUACAGCAGAAAUUGCGUGAGGAAGUGUCUGACAUUUUAGGCUGUGACCCCAACGUUGUCCCUACCUUGGACGACUUGAAAAAGAUGGCCUAUCUUGAUCUCGUCAUCAAAGAGAAUCUUCGACGAAGUGGGCCUGUGGAUCGCAUUGUAUCCAGAGAUGCAACAGACGAUUUUAUCAUCAAUGGAACCCACAUCCCAAAAGGCACUCAACUGAACAUCGACAUUGGAUCACUCCAUUUCAACCCAAAACUCUGGCACAAUCCAGAAGAAUUCAUUCCAGAGAGAUUUGCACCAGGCGGUGAAAAUGAUUCACAUGAAGGAUUUGCCUACCUACCAUUCGGCCAUGGCGCCAGACAAUGCAUUGGCAUGAACUUUAGCUUAAUUGAGCAGAAGGUAGUGGUUGCUAUGCUGGUAAAAAAGUACCUUAUCGAGGUGCCAAAGGAUUCUAUACAUUACGAUGAAAUUCAGUUUGAUAUGCCAAUGACCAUUUCGCCCGAGUCACUAGAAUUGAAGUUUACAAAGCUCUAA